AUCUCCGAGAUAAAGGGCAGAUCCUUUUCUCUCAGAGAAAAAUAAUCUGCUGGCUAGAGAUUGGGAUGCAGACAAAAAGCAUGUUUUGGUCACCAAAAUAGCAGAGGAGGACGAGAAAAGUCUGGGAGAGAAAAAAAAAAGGAGUAUUAGAGAGAUGCAAAUAGAGAAGACUGGACUGUUUCUCAUCUCUCUUUGCCAGAUUUGUAGCAGAGCACAACAAACUUGUGCAAUUUUUUUUUUGUGGCAGUUGUCCAUGGGAACUCAUCCAAGGCACACUGGAGCUGACCCUCCUGGGAGGUCCUCUUAGAUAGCAAACAAUACUUAAUGAAGACCAAAGUACGAGCGCACUUCUUCCGUCAAAUCUCAGCUGACUACAAAACAACAUUUGGAAGGAUUAUUGCUGAAAGUGGAGACAUGACCGGAAUCCACGACCUGGAAAGCUGAGCUACUCCUUUCGUUGUCCUCUUUUGUGUAUGUGUGUUUUCUUGUAUCUCCAAACGUAUUCCCUGCCUGCCAGUAAGGAGUAAAACUUCCAUCUCCCAACUGGACCGGCGGUUUCAUCUUAUCAGGAGAGACGAUUGAGCCGACUGGAACGAAACAGUCACAGUUACCCCUGCUGAGGACUUUUGUUUACGCUGCAGCAGAAGCAUUUAACUGUGGGUAGCGAUGGAGAUGGAGAAGGGACAUAUGUCUGUCAGGAGAGGGGUGAGCUGGAGUCCAGGAGGAAUGAGAAAACCUCUCCAGGCAACGCAAGACAUGCAUACUCCUGGGACAGAGUGCAAUGCAUCAUGGGGGAAGACAGGAUUCAACAAAGAACAGAUGAGCCGGAAAACAAAUCUGACCCGGAGUGCCAGCUUAUCAGAGAAGGAGCUCAAAGAGGCCCGAGUCAGAAGUCAGAUCAUCGCUGCUCAGCUCACCAUCCCUUCCAACUCCAGCUCCAGAGGCGUGCAGCUCUUCAACCGCCGCAAGCAGAGAGUCAACGCCUUCACACUCGAAAGCUGUGGAGAGGGGUCAGAGGAGGACAGAGCGGAGAAUGUGAGAACCGACCCCUCGUCUAAGAAGUUAACAUGGGCAGAGAGGAGCAGUGAGGAAAAAGACAGGAAUCUCAACUUAAAGAAUAGCUCUACCAAGCCACUGUUCUCACCACCACCACCUGUAAGGGUACCUGCAGUAGGUGAUAUCAUGGAGGACCCAGGUAAAGAUUUCCACAAAGAGGAGGACAUGGAGGACAGUGUUAUCCAAGAGAGACAUUUCCUCCCUGUCAAGGAAGAGCAGGAGGAAGAGGAAGAGGCAAGAGAUAAAAUCCAUGAGGACAAAGUCAAGGAUGAGAUUUCCCCUGGAAGUGAUAGUACUGAUCCAGUCGUGAUGGGACAUGUUGAGGGGGAAGUAGAGAUAAAUGGGGGCCACACAGGGCCAGCUCCCCAGGGACUGCUUCUUAAUGGCUGCCACAGUGCCUCUGGACCUGAGAGGGCGUCUGUGUCCACAUCCAAGCAGACAAGCGCCAUCAUCAACAGAACUGCCAGGCCGUUUUUCUCACCGCCGACGGUGCAGUCUCCAGACGCAGUCAGUCCUGUCAUGGACAUCCCCCCUCCUCCUUCUUACACCACUCCUCCUCUCCCUGCUUUCACAGCUCCCCAACCUGUGGUGUUCUCGCCUCCACCUCCGCCUCCAUCGUAUCCCACACCUCCUCUACCGGCCUUCACAAACCAACCGCCGCAGGUCUACUACUCCAGUCCACCUCCGAUGUCUCCUGUGAUGUCGCCUUCCUCCCCUCCACCGUCCCAGUUUCCUGCUUCUUCCGGAUCUCAUUACCCAUCCAUGCCUCAUUACGGCCCUCCCACAGCACCAAAGCCUUCCACCUUUGUUCCUCAGCCCUCCGGAGAGAGGAAGCCAAUAACACAGAUCAAAACAGGAAUACUUGAGGAGGGGGCUGCCGCUGCCAGGAGGGCAAGUAGAAAAUCAAUGUUCACAUUCAAAGAGAAGCCGGUGGUAGCUCCGAACCCUGAGUUGCUCUCUCUGGUGCAAGGGGUGGAUGAAAGGAAGAAACACGGACACAGAUCUGUGCCUGAGCCAACAUCUGAGGAAGAGUUACUGGCUCUGGGUGCAGAGGCCUCCAACUUCCUCGCCGAGGAAGAGAACAGGGCAGAGGAGGCUAAAGCUCCAGAGUGGGCCUCCUGCCUUAAGAGCUCCAGGACCCGACCGAGGUCAGAGCACAGGCCAGAACAGACCCUUUCCAAUGUUUCGGGGAGGGGUGCUGAGCUGUUUGCCAAGCGUCAAUCCAGGAUGGAGAAAUAUGUUGUUGAGAAUCAGAGUGCAGGACAAAUGAGGUCUCCUUCUCCCACUAUGUCUCUGCCACCAUCUUGGGUUUACCCAUCCAACAUGCCCGGCAGGGUCAAGGCCAUUGCUAAAAACUCUGACAUGAGCACUCAGCUUUCACAAAACCUAAAGGCCCAACAAGCAGUCAAGCAAAAACCGAGGCAAAAAGCUCCAGCACCACAGCCAGUUCCAGAGCCGACUCCUUUAGAGAAUGGAUGCUCCAAGAUAGAGAUGGACCUAUCGAGGCACCGGCCCUACCAGCUCAGCUCAUCCCUCUUCACCUUUAACCCAGUCAAGGACCCCAUGAGUACGCUACCCAGAGGAGCACCACAGGCCAAGAACCUGAUCUCCACCCAAACCUUCCCCAGACAGACUUCCUUACCCAACAACACUCCCUCUCACUUCAGUGCCCAGCGAAUGUCUCCUCAGGUACCUCUCAGCCCCACAGGAGGAGCAGAAUAUCUGUCUAAUCCAGCGUCUGGGCAGCCAAGGAUCAGUUCUCCCAUGCCUGCCUUUUCUCCAGAGCGAGUGUCCUCUCCCCGGUCGGGAGUCCAGGCACCAAGGCCCACGUUUUCUGCCAAGAAGGCAGGGAUUGCGCCACAGACACCAAAGGACUCCCCCACUGUUGAAACUUCCAGUGAGACUCCUACAGCUACUAGGACGCCCAGUCUCAUCAGACGUUUCAGCAGCCCAGAGGGUCCCUCCACUGGAACCUGGACUCCCAGCCUCCAAACUAAUCGUCCCUCCACCACCGCCUCGAGCUCCUACCGCUCAGUCACUUCCCCUGUCUCCUCUCCUAGGGGAACAAGAUGCCAAUCCCCUAUGGCCAAUCAAAAUAUCCAGUUUUCCAAUGUUACCUCCACUACAACAUCCAGACCCUUCCAGACAUCUACAUUCACCUCUCCACGCUCGCCUCCUUGGGGUUCGAGAUGUCAGUCCCCAAUGGUAAGCCAGAAUACUUCCACUGUUGUCUCCACUUCCACAUCCAGACCCUCCCAAAGCGCCACAGCCACUUCCCCACACUCUCCUCCUUGGGGCUCAAGAUGCCAGUCCCCGAUGGUGAGCCAGUCUGUCUCCACUUCCACAUCCAGACCUUCCCAAACACCUACAGCCACAUAUCCUGUCUCUCCUCCUUGGGGGUCACGUUCCCAGUCUCCUGCCCUCUCUCAGACCAGUUUAUCAUUCCCUGCCACUAAACCUCUGUACGCAUCCUCUGCCACCUCUCCUAUUUCGCCAACCAAAGACAGUCGCUGCAUGUCCCCCACUGUUAAUAACAUAGACUCGAAAGCCAACCAUCGCCUCCUGGCGAAGAACAUCAUUAAUGCAGCAAAACGUAAAAACAGCCCCUCCCCUGGUGCACUGAGCGGCCACAGCCUCCCCAUCUCACCUCUGGGAAAUUCUGGCUACGACUGUCACAAACCACCCAUCAGCCCAUUCCAGUUGCGGGCACUAGGCGCCCAGUCGCCUACCUUCACCAGCCCCCCACCCACCCCAACACAGAGGAUCUGCUCCCCUGCGAGGCUGUACAACACUCGCUCCCUCACCGACUCUGAUGCCUCUGUUGAAUCUGAAGACUCGGGCCUCCGAUCGCCUGGCCUGCACUCCUACAACACCUGUCCCCGCGGGUGGGGCGGUAGCCUUAGGGUGAAGAGAAGCACUGUCUCCACUGACCUGUGAGGGAGAGAUUCACUGAAUAUCAAUUAAAACAUCAUUUCAGUUUUCAUAAACUUUUGUGCCAUUGGAUCAACCGAUAAAAGAUUUUCUGAUGAAGUUUCAUCAGACUAAUGUUAGGCAAGUUACCUACUUUGAUUGCCCGUUCUGGACAAUGGUAAAUAUUUUAUCAAGGUAGUAUUAAUAUUUUAUAUGACUCACAUUCAUAGUGCGGACUGACAAGAACAAGCUUUUGACAUAACGCAGUUGCUGUGGCUUGUACGCUUCUUAAAUACCAAAAAGUGCAAAGACUCAAAAUAACCAAAGAUAUUUGAAUUCACUCUAAAUGAAUGUUAUGCUUUUUGCAUCUUUACAACAAACAUACCUUCACAGUCACUAUUACAGUUAAAUCAUGUUAAAGUAAAGGAGUACUGGUAUUGGUUUUGAAUGUUAUUAAUGAGUUAUCUUUAUAUUUGCUGGUCUUAUGCAAGUGGGAAGAGACUUAAAGAUUUAAGGCAUAGAAGGGACACACAAAGUGAAAAUUGUGUAAAUACAUAUCUUGUUGGACUAUACAGUACUUAGGUUGAGGCAUUCUCCUUGUUCUGUAUUAAUAAUGGAUGAAAUUGAACUACACAGUGAAUUCAUAAUGAAUAUUGCUUUUGACAACACUAGGUUAAAUGAGUUUCCAUUAUUUUUCCAUGACAAAAACACAGUGGUAGAUAGGACACAUGGUAUUCACAUUUAUCAUACAUGGUCUAAGUAUUCACCACAGUUUAUUAUCCAUUUUAAUUAAUGGAAAAUAAAUAAUAUGCAUAAUUAUCACAGUGCAAUAAUCAAUUUAACACAAUAUAUAUACAGUAUGUUGCUUUAUGUACUGCAUUUGCUGAAAUAAAUGUAAGGUUUACAGACAGAUUGACAAAGAGUGACAGAAAAGAAAAGGCAGUGUUGAGUGUGAAGAGUUAUGUAAGGGUCAGAUGGGGCAUAGACGCACCUGUUCAAUUAAACACUGUUUCCAUGUUUCAGGAAAAAAAUUCUAAGGUUUUUUAGCUAAUUUUUAAUUUGAUGAUGUUAUCUGUUAGCAAAAUGAAUGGCAUAUUGAUUGUAAUAAUCAUUUUGGAGAUGUGUCUAUCCCUAGCUUUGUUGCUUUUGCACAUCACAAGUCAUUUUUUCAUAUCAGUAAUGUCUUUAAUGAGGAACAGAUUAAUCUAUUUUGUGCCUGUACUUAGUACAAAGUGCCUGUUUCAGUGAGGGUUAGAAGGAAAGUUGUAAGUUACACAAGUGGAGAAGGUACAACAAGAUGUUAUUGUUAAACUUCCAUGGGAAAAGGGUGAGAAGAAUGUUGUAUGUUGUGAAAUAUUAUAUUAGUGUUUGUGAAGAAAGGGUCUGUGGAAAGAUAUGUAUUUUAAAUACAUAUGAAAGUCUAAUGUACAUUAUCUUUAACUUCUGAAGUUUUUAUACACGAUUUGCACUUCUAUUCAUUCCAUUUCAGCAGCUAAGUUCACAUUGUUUAAAACUUGAUUUGCUCAAACAGGUGUCAUUCACAAUAAAACCAGCAGAGAAAUAUCCUACUGUAAAAAUCAGAACAUUCCUGCACAAUGCCACAUGUUGAUAUGAUGGUGGCAAAUAGCUUUAAACCUGACUGAUGCUGACUUUAGACCACAGCUAGCUCUCUGUUUCAACUGUGGGAAAACUGAAAGCCAUUUUACACCAUUCCCAUCUUGCCCAGUCCUGCACCAGCACACACAACAGAUCAUCCCUUCAUUCCCUGGCAUGCAGGCCAAAAGCAUCAGCACAUUUCUAAAUAUUCAGUUUGUCUCUGGAGUGACAGGGACACCUGCUACAUGGUGACCUGGCUCCUGCAGCAGGAUUAAGCCUAUCACUGUCGUGGAUUGGUUUCAACCUGCUUCACCUCUGGACAGACCAAAAACUGCCAGCAUCCAAACACAGAGAGGAAUCAUUACAGUUUUGAGUUUUUGUUCUUUUGUUCUGUGACUGCAUUCCUGCAUGCUUUCAUUACAGCUCAUGUUGUAUUUCAUAACUGUAUGAUCUCUGAAAAUGAAUGCAAAAUAAAAAGUGAUGACACACCAUUUUAAAUAA
Seriola dumerili (greater amberjack) is the source of this 6063-nucleotide messenger RNA. RefSeq names its product synaptopodin (gene synpo). The record is from RefSeq and is a predicted model, not a curated record. Gene Ontology annotation, biological process: positive regulation of actin filament bundle assembly. The coding region runs from base 667 to 3993 and encodes 1108 amino acids. Gene Ontology annotation, molecular function: actin binding. The transcript is spliced from 3 exons. NCBI's taxonomy places the organism in Eukaryota, Metazoa, Chordata, Actinopteri, Carangiformes, Carangidae. Gene Ontology annotation, cellular component: nucleus; actin cytoskeleton; Z disc.